Dujonia railenensis is the source of this 2553-nucleotide messenger RNA. The record is from the annotation of a GenBank genome assembly. Lineage: Eukaryota; Fungi; Ascomycota; Pichiomycetes; Serinales; Debaryomycetaceae.
AUGCCUGAAGCAUCUUCCUCACUUGCUCCGAAGGGAACUACUCCGAAACAGCCCUCGAAUGAUGAAACCACACCAUUACUUAACCAUGGGACUUCCGGAGAGCUGUCUAUCAUUACCCCAGCUGGCUCUGGGGGGAUGGGAUCUGGAUCUGGCCAUGAAACUGAUGCGACUUCCUACUCAUCGGCCCCUUCCUUGUUGUACUAUAGACUUCGCAUUCUAGGGUUCACAAUCAUUACGCUAACAUUAAUCUGUCUAUUGUCGUACAUAGUCCUCUCAGAUUUGGAUUCCUCUAUGGAAAGUGUAGUAACUACCAAUGUUGACUCAAUUCAGCUAGUUGGUUUCAGCGAUAGGGGCAUAGAUUGCCAUAUCAUCGGCUCCGUAGAGAUCAACUAUGAUAACAUAGUAAAUCACCCGAUUCAGAAAGGUUUUCUAAAAUUUACAUCAUACUGGUUGGUGGGAUCAGUGGUUAUUUCCCCAGUAGAUCCAAUAAAACUCUUUAUUAAGCCUGAUAAUGCUGAUGAUGAUGAAAAGAACAAGGAGUUUUUUGAGUUUGUUGAGGUCUUUUCGCCAGACUUUAAAAUCGAUGUCAAUAAUCAUGGCGUCACUCCAAUUGAUAUGAUAACUAGCUCCAAAUUAAAUUCUACAAAUUUCUUAAAAUAUACCAAAUAUUUUUUGAAUAAGGUAUCCAAGUUUGAGCUAAAUGCCAAGUUCCACGCUAACUUCAAGACACCUAUAUUCACGUUGAACAAUUACCCCAUAAACUUCUAUACCUUUGUUGAUAUGGAUAAAGAUAUAGAUCCACAAUUUGAAGUAAAGCUGAUUACGAUAGCGAAAGAUGAAACAGAUGCAUUGGUAUAUAAUUCUGAGAUAUCUGUUGAAAAUGACUUGCCUAUAACAUUCACUCUAGAACCAAUGGAUUGGGUCUUAUCAUUGAAGGAUGAAGUUAGCGAAUAUGUUGACGUAACUAAGCUUAGGUCUGAAACUAUUGAAAUUGAGCCAAAGACUCCUAUAAGCAUUACAGUGAAUGGGAUACUAGGCGAAAUGGCUAAUGCUCAAGGCACAAUAAUUGAGCUUGUUCAAAAAUAUCUUGCAGAUGAUCCAAUAGAUAUUUAUCUUAGCUCAGCAACUUCUUCAAAGUUGACAGAUCCUCCUACUAGAUUACCUGGUUGGAUUAUUGAUAUAUUCAAAGGUUUGCAUUUCCCAUUGAAACUCAAACACUUGCCCAGACCAGAUUCACUUAUUCACCAUUUUCAAAGUCUGAAUUUAUCUGUUGACUCUUUUGUAGUCGGAACUGGAACAGACAAUAGUGACUUAGUAGUUAGCUCCAAUUUCCUGAUUCUUUUAGAUUCAUCAUUAUUCAAGGUUUUAGAUGUUGAUAUUCAAACUUUUGAAGCAGAUUUUGCCAUUUUAUUUGAAGAAGAUGAAGUAGUUACUGGCAAGUCAAAGAGCCAGCAUACUGUUGCGUUACUGAAGCUACAUUCGAAAGAACUUUUGGCAAACAUUUCAAUGAAUUCCUUGACUUUAUCAGUUGCAAACGAAAAGGCUUUAAAUAAAGUCAUCAAGGAGUUCCUAGCAGCUGAAACACAAGUGAAAUUAAUUACCAACAUUAAUCGCUUAGACGUUGAUUUGCAAAUACUACCUUUCCUUUCUAGCUCUCAGUUGAAAGACUUACAAACAGAUGGAUUGCCAAUAAAUUUACCCUUACUUGAAGGUGAUUUCACUUCAAGCUUAAUAUCGAAUUACGUUAAAGGCAUCUCAAUUUCCAAUAUCCUGCUCAUCCAAUCUACAUCAACAAGGUUAGAUUUAAAAUUGGAUGUAGGAAUGGAAAUUGAUAAAGAUUUUUUACUAGAUUUUAAGAUUUCACUGAUUAACUACAAUAUUUACUACCAAGGUAAAGUAUUAUCAUCAGUAUUAUUGUCAGAUAUUGAUAAUAUUUCUAGUAUAAUUAAUAUUUCGGCCGUUAAAAUAUCCAUCUACCAUGAUACAGAAAAUGAAGAUGAGUUGCAAGAUUUGCUAAGUAGAUUCAUUUCCGGCAACCAUUCAAAUGUUUCAUUAGACUUAAAAGAUGGAUUGGUAAAGUUUGAUAGCAAUCAUAAUUUGGAUCAAAUCUUUUCGAAUAUUGACAUACACAACAUCAAAUUGCCAAGUUUUGACUUUAAGAGAGACGACAAUGACGUUAACGUGAUGUCGCCAUUUUUAGUUGAUGCUACAAUCUACAUUUUGAAGUCAGAAAUUGAAAUUACUAUAUAUAAUCCAUUGACAAAUUGCAAUAUCUUAGCUGAAAUAGUUUCAGCAGAGGCUACAUAUGAAGGAUCAGAGCUAGGACACAUUGGAAGACAGCAUAUGGAUGUGACGCCAGGAAUUUUCGUUCUGCAGCGUAUCCCAUUCAAGACCAACCAAGGUAUUGGGUCAGAUAUUUUGAAGAAGGCACUCAACAAUCAAUUGGAUAUUGAAAUCAAGGCAAUAUUUGACGUAAAGUUGAAGGGCCAAGAGUUUGAGCAGUUGCAACUAAUGUUUAGAGGAAGCGGAUUGAAAACUAGCAUUAAGUUGUAA